Gossypium raimondii (Peruvian cotton) is the source of this 1010-nucleotide messenger RNA. RefSeq lists its product as hypothetical. The record is from RefSeq and is a predicted model, not a curated record. NCBI's taxonomy places the organism in Eukaryota, Viridiplantae, Streptophyta, Magnoliopsida, Malvales, Malvaceae. Bases 152 to 790 code for a protein of 212 amino acids. The transcript has 3 exons.
UUAACGAACGGCAAGCUUUGGUCUGGGUACCAACUUUAUGUUUUCUUUUCUCCUUUCAGAAAAACACUGCCUUCAUCCUAAGUAAUUUGUAUCUGUUUCAGACAAAGAGAAAAUCUCUAGUUUUGAACAAGGGUGUGAAAAGGAGAAAUAGAUGGAAAGAAAGGGCUUAGUUUUAUGCAGUGUUGUCGCCUUUCUGGGAGUAUUAUCAGCCGCUACUGGUUUUGCUGCUGAAGCUACUAGGAUCAAGGCUUCAGAAGUUAAGUUUGUAUCCACUACACAAUGUUCUUAUCCCCGGAGUCCUGCACUUGGUCUUGGCUUAACUGCUGCUGCCGCACUUCUGGUAGCUCAUAUAAUUAUUAAUAUUCCAACUGGGUGUAUUUGCUGCAAAAGAACCAGUCGAAGUUGGAACUCCUACUGGACAAAAGCUCUUGUCUUCUAUGUUAUUUCUUGGUUCACAUUUGUUAUAGCUUUCCUUCUCUUGCUAACUGGUUCUGCACUCAAUGAUCAACAUGGUGAAGAGAGUGUGUACUUUGGCAACUACUACUGCUACGUCGUGAAACCCGGAGUCUUUGCUGGGGGAGCUGUCUUAGCCAUUGCAAGUGUGGUUUUUGGGAUCUUCUAUUAUCUCACCUUAAACACAGCAAAGAACACAAGUGAUCCUUGGGGCAAUUCAGCUGUUCCGAAUCAAGGUGGCGGCAUAGCCAUGGGACAACCUCAGUUCCCAACCCAGACCUCUCAGGAUCCUGUUUUUGUACAUGAAGAUACUUAUAACAGGCGGCAGUUCACUUGAGAAUUGUAAAGACCUUGUUUUUGCUGCAUGCAUUGCUUGUAGCAAAUGAAAAUGAUUCCCCAACAUAAAUUUUACAGAACAAACUUUAAGCAGAACCGGUCCAAGCUUUUCAUGAAGAUUUGUCAGAUAGCGAAAUUCAUCUGGUUUUCGUAUUAUAAUCUUAAAUAUGUUGUAUUUAUAUUCUUCUUUUUUUAGUGUAUUUUACCGUAACAUCUUUCAA